AAUGUAUUCACACACAAACUUGAAUGUUUUCAUUGUAGGACGCCCACCACAAGAGAGACAAGUUUCAUUGAGAAAAUGAAGAAAACUGGCAAGAACAUCAUUGUGUUCUAUGGCUCCCAGACGGGCACGGCGGAGGAAUUUGCCAACAGGCUGUCCAAAGAUGCCCAGCGCUACGGCAUGAAAGGAAUGGCAGCCGAUCCAGAGGAAUAUGACAUGGGUGAGCUGUCUCGUCUGUCUGAGAUCUCCAACUCCCUGGCCAUAUUCUGCAUGGCCACUUAUGGUGAAGGAGACCCCACUGACAAUGCACAGGACUUCUAUGACUGGCUCCAGGAAAAUGAUGAUGAGGACCUGUCUGGACUUAACUACACAGUGAGUUAUGUUUUAAAAAUUCCUUUGAAUUAUUGCCCCAGUAUUGGUAGCUUGUGCUACACAAUACUGGGGCAAUAA
Periophthalmus magnuspinnatus is the source of this 447-nucleotide messenger RNA. RefSeq names its product NADPH--cytochrome P450 reductase-like. Gene Ontology annotation, biological process: response to hormone. Gene Ontology annotation, molecular function: flavin adenine dinucleotide binding; NADPH-hemoprotein reductase activity; FMN binding. Lineage: Eukaryota; Metazoa; Chordata; Actinopteri; Gobiiformes; Gobiidae. The transcript has 4 exons. Bases 76 to 447 code for a protein of 123 amino acids. The record is from RefSeq and is a predicted model, not a curated record. Gene Ontology annotation, cellular component: cytosol.